UCAGUAGCCGACAGGACGCCCAGCCAGCAGUUCAUCGGGAGAAGGAGAGCGGGCUUUCCACUAGUGAUGAUGUACUAACGUGACCACUAUGAGCAUUUUUCCGAGGUGGGCAGCCAUGCUGCUGCUCCUGGGCCUGGCCCACCAGCUGGACCCCUCGCUCGCGGCGUCCGCAUCCUCGUUCGCAUCCGGAAACGCCUGGCAGCGCGCCCUAUUUGGCCGGGAAUCGCGCAACUUGAUGCACCGCAGAGCCCCGUUUUCCGGAGCCGCUGAUCUGGGCCUUGACGAAUACCUGGGCCCCUAUGGCGCCGUCGAGCAGGAGCAGCACCAGCCGCAUCCUCCGCCGCAGCAGAUGCGCCAACAGACCGAAGUUUACGGAAUCGUGGAGCCGCUGAUUGAGGACACGCCCUGUGCCGACCGACCCUGCCUCCUCAACGACGAUUGCUGUCCUUCCGGAGUUUGCGUCAGCACAUACGGCGAAGGCAAAUGCGUAUAUGUCUUUGGGCGUCAGCGAGAUCUGUGCCAGGGACAUGCGGACUGUCCGCAGGGCAGCUCCUGCAUGCUGGUCCCCCAGGAGGGAGCGUGGCGGUGUGAGCCGAGCGUGGAAUCGGGAGGAUCCACGUCGCUGCUGGAGGGUAUAUUCGGAGCGAAGGAGAGGCAACCGCUGGGCAGCGAGUGCAGCAGCAGCAGCGACUGCCAGGUGAUCAACGGAAUGUGCUGUCAACAGCAGCGUUUGCACCACCGGGCAGCCAUUAAGCUGAGCUGUGGCUACUUUCGCGAUGCCUUCGACUGUGUAGAUAUGGUCGGAGCAGAGCAUCGACGCAACUGAAGAUCGCAGUUCUCGGGUAGCAAAGCUCAUUAAACCGAAGGAAAGUAGCCAAACAGCAAUUGAAUUGGAUUGAGUAUGAAUUACUUCAAUAUUGAAACAUAUCAAGUUGUUAAACAAAUACAUAUCAAGGUCAAAUUGCUAUAGCUUAGAGCAUUUGUAUUUCUAUAAUCUGCAUAUGAAUAUUUGCUAUUACUCAAACGAUCUUAGACAUCUAGAUGUGUUUUUAGUAGAGACUCCAAAUAUACUGACUGAGGCAUUCAAUGUUAAUAGCAGAAAGAAGAGUAUUCCAAUGCAGUUUUACCAUACUUAAGCAACAAUUAAAUCGUUUCACGUCUAAAUGUAAAUCGAAUACAAUAAAAGCAUUACCAAAUAUCUGC
Messenger RNA from Drosophila melanogaster (fruit fly), 1203 nucleotides. It is a transcript of the gene spab, whose product is annotated as space blanket. Bases 89 to 826 code for a protein of 245 amino acids. Lineage: Eukaryota; Metazoa; Arthropoda; Insecta; Diptera; Drosophilidae. The transcript has 6 exons. The record is from RefSeq and is marked reviewed.